CCCCUCGGUCUUCAGCUCCUUCAGAUCGUGAAGGAGUCUCAGCAGCAGCACGGUUUGCGACAUGGAGACUUCCAGAGGUACAGGGGUUAUUGCUCCCGGAGGCUGAGGCGGCUCCGAAAAACUCUCAACUUCAAGAUGGGCAACAGGCACAAGUUCACUGGGAAGAAAGUAACUGAAGAGAUUCUCUCAGACAACAGGUAUUUGCUGUUGAUUCUGAUGGAUGCAGAGAGAGCCUGGAGUUACGCCAUGCAGCUGAAACAGGAAGCAAACACAGAGCCUCGCAAACGAUUUCACUUGCUGUCUCGCCUGCGCAAAGCCGUGAAACAUGCCGAGGAGCUGGAGCGGCUCUGUGAAAGUAGCAGAGUGGAUGCCAAAACAAAGCUGGAAGCUCAGGCAUACAUGGCUUACCUCACGGGAAUGCUGCGUUUUGAACACCAGGAGUGGAAGGCAGCAAUGGAGGCUUUCAACAAGUGCAAGACCAUAUAUGAAAAACUGGCCAAUGCUUUCACAGAAGAACAGGCUGUGCUGUACAACCAGCGUGUGGAAGAGAUCUCGCCCAACAUUCGCUACUGUGCCUAUAAUAUCGGUGACCAGUCUGCUAUGAAUGAGUUGAUGCAGAUGAGGCUGAGGUCUGGUGGCACUGAAGGUCUUCUUGCAGAAAAGCUGGAGGCGCUGAUUACCCAAACGCGAGCGAAGCAGGCAGCCACGAUGAGCGAGGUGGAGUGGAGGGGAAGAACCAUUCCGGUGAAGAUAGACAAAGUGAGGAUCUUCUUGCUGGGGCUGGCUGACAAUGAAGCAGCGAUUGCUCAGGCAGAAAAUGAGGAGACAAAGGAGCGUUUGUUCGAGUCUUUACUCAGUGAGUGUAGAGAUGCCAUCCAGGCUGUGCGGGAAGAUCUGAAACCAGACCAGAAGCAGCGGGAACACUCUCUGGAAAAUGAUUCUGUGAAGGUGUCCAACAUCCAGUACUUACACAGUUAUUUGACUUAUAUCAAGCUGUCGACAGCCAUCAAGCGCAAUGAGAGCAUGGCAAAGGCUCUGCAGAAGGCACUGCUGCAGCAGCAGCGGUCAGAAGACGACGGCAAGCGUACGCCACGGCCUCAGGACCUGAUCCGUCUCUAUGAUAUCAUUUUGCAGAACCUCGUGGAACUGACGCAGCUUCCUGGCCUAGAAGAGGACAAGAACUUCCAAAAGGAGAUUGGAUUGAAGACGCUUGUGUACAAAGCUUACAGGUGUUUCUUCAUUGCACAGUCCUAUGUCCUGGUAAAGAAAUGGAGUGAAGCUCUUGUUUUAUAUGAGAGAGUAUUGAAAUAUGCCCGUGAAGUUCAGUCAGGAGCUGGAUCUUACACCAACAGCUUGAAGGAGCUGCCUGAUGUUCAGGAUCUGAUCACUCAAGUCAAUGCAGAGAAAUACUCCUUGCAAGCAGCAGCUAUAUUAGAUGCAAAUGAUACUCAUGAGACUGAGUCUCCAUCUCAGGUCAAGGAUGGCAAGCCACUCUCGGAACGGUUUGAGACUUUCUGCCUGGAUCCUUCUCUUGUCAGCAAGCAAGUCAGCCUCGUGCACUUCCCUCCGGGCUUCCAGCCCAUCCCAUGCAAACCCUUGUUCUUUGACCUGGCCCUUAACCAUGUUGCUUUCCCACCUCUGGAGGACAAGGUGGAGCAGAAGGCCAAGAGUGGCCUCACAGGAUAUAUAAAGGGCAUCUUUGGAUUCAAAAGUUAACCGGGACCCCCUGAGGAACAGAGGUUUUAUUCUGUGUUGAAAGAAAAGCUCCAAGAGGUUCUAGGACACAAAGGUCUGCACCUGAAACCAACAGAGGGAGGUUUUACCAUCUUCUUCCCUGUGUUCUGUGUCUAUGUGUGUGCACUCACAUUCUCUCCCAGUGUAUUAAAGACAAAUGAUCUAUUUGGAAGCAUCCGUACACUAUAAAUAGCUGAAAAUAAUCUGGAGAACAGAAAAAUUCCAUUCUGUGUGGGGGAAGUUGGCCUGGUCAGGGCUGAUACACAUCUACUUAGCAUGGACCAGGGCUUAGGUAUAAUUUGAUUUCCUCCCUCGGUUUGAUACUGUAAUUUGGGAUUUUGGUCUAGAAAUAUGGGUGUGAUUGGAAAACAGAGACAAAAGUAGGUGCAGAACUAAACCAUCAAGGUGAGGCUGCCUACACCAAGGCUAUGAAACAGUAGCCAAGGGGCUAACUUCUCUUCCCUUUUGACUCCCAGUCCCCACUGAGAAACACAGUUUUGUAAAGAGAAGUCUGUUUAAAAAAAAGUGACAUUCGGAAAUGACAAAAUAGAGCCUCUUUCCUUAUCGAUAAGGGUGGCAAAUUCCUUCCCAGAUGUUAAUGGUUGCCCCAGUUAGGAUGAGGCAUAACCUGAAUUUGUACUCUGGACUGACAGGAUCCUUCUUUAUCCAUACACGUUUUGUUAAACACCCAAAUACAGUGUAGAACCUAUUCCUACAAGGCUUUUCCUGGGAAACUAGCUUCAUGGGCGGCUUUAGAAAUAGUUACUUGCUCUUCGUGGGAAGUUGGGUCUCGCAGUGUUCGUUUUGUCUCUGAUCUAAACCUUGCCUGAAAACACGAUGAUCUU
Messenger RNA from Eurypyga helias (sunbittern), 2579 nucleotides. It is a transcript of the gene SRP68, whose product is annotated as signal recognition particle 68kDa. The transcript is spliced from 16 exons. Gene Ontology annotation, cellular component: signal recognition particle, endoplasmic reticulum targeting. The coding region runs from base 136 to 1716 and encodes 526 amino acids. Gene Ontology annotation, biological process: SRP-dependent cotranslational protein targeting to membrane. NCBI's taxonomy places the organism in Eukaryota, Metazoa, Chordata, Aves, Eurypygiformes, Eurypygidae. The record is from RefSeq and is a predicted model, not a curated record. Gene Ontology annotation, molecular function: signal recognition particle binding; 7S RNA binding; endoplasmic reticulum signal sequence receptor activity.